AAGCAGCCAAGACUACCAAGUCUUCUUCCUCUUCCUUUGCAAAUCAACUCCAUUUCAAUUCACACACACUCAAAACCAGAAAAUCACACGCACCCCACAUGAAAAUAUUAGCCACAUCCCAUGUUAAAAUGUUAUUUUACUAUUUUCUAACCAUUUUCUUAAUCUUGAGCCAUGCGCACUCUGAGACUCUGUUGCAUGAUCAAGAACAUGCAAUCCUAAUGAAGAUAAAGUUGCACCUACAAAACCCACUAUUCUUGAGUCAUUGGACUUCAUCAGACACUUCUCAUUGCUCUUGGUCAGAAAUCACAUGCACCAAUGACUCUAUCACUGGAUUGACUUUGGUCAACAGCACCAUCACUCAAACAAUGCCAUCUUUUCUAUGUGACCUCAAAAAUCUCACACAAGUUGAUUUCAGAAACAAUUCCAUUCCAGGGGAGUUCCCAACAUUUCUCUACAAAUGUUCCAAGUUGGUGUACCUUGACCUCUCAAUGAACAACUUUGGUGGUAACAUACCUCAUGACAUAGACAAAUUGGUUAACUUGCAGUACCUUAAUCUUGGUUCCACCAACUUGUAUGGUGACAUUCCUGCAAGCAUUGGAGGGUUAAAGGAGCUGAGAUUGCUUCAACUUCAGUAUUGUCUAUUCAAUGGUACUUUUCCUGCUGAGAACAUUAGCAACUUGGUCAAUCUUGAAUUCUUGGACAUGUCUUCUAACUUAGUGCUCCCUCCUUCUAAGUUCCCUUCAAGUUUGACCAAGUUGAAAAAAUUGAAGUUCUUUCACAUGUAUAGUUCUAACUUCUUUGGGAACAUCCCUGAAACCAUUGGAGAAAUGGUGGCUUUGGAGAGCUUGGAUUUAUCACGAAGCAACUUAACUGGACACAUUCCCAAAGGUUUGUUCUUGUUGAAGAAUUUGAGCCAAGUGUAUCUUUUCAGGAACAAACUUUCUGGUGAGAUACCUGAUGUGGUUGAAGCCCUGAAUUUGAUUGAACUUGAUCUAGCAGAAAACAAUCUUACUGGGAAAAUACCUGAAGAUUUUGGGAAGCUCCAAAAGUUAACAUGGUUGAGUUUGUCUCUCAAUAACUUGUCAGGGGAGAUACCACAAAGCUUAGGCCAUCUUCCAUCUUUGGCACAUUUUCAUGUCAUUUUCAACAACUUGUCAGGUACUAUUCCUCCUGAAUUUGGUCGCUACUCAAAGCUUGAAACAUUUAUGGUUUCAUCUAAUAGUUUUAGUGGAAAGUUACCGGAGAACUUAUGCUACCAUGGUCAGUUACUUAAUUUAUCUACUUAUAAUAAUCAUCUGAGUGGAGAGUUGCCAGAAUCACUUGGGAAUUGUAGUAGCCUGAUAGAUUUGAAAAUUUUUAGUAACGAGUUUUCGGGUAGUAUUCCUAGUGGUCUUUGGACUUUCAAGAUGUCAAAUUUCAUGGUAAGAGAUAAUAAGUUCACUGGUGAGCUUCCUGAGAGAUUGUCCUCAAGUAUUUCACGCUUUGAGAUAAGUUACAAUCAGUUUUAUGGCAGGAUUCCAAGAGGGGUAUCUUCAUGGACUAAUGUGGUAGUGUUUAAUGCUAGUAAGAACUACUUCAAUGGAAGUAUUCCAAAAGAGUUAACAGCUCUUCCCAAGCUAACAACUCUAUUGCUUGAUCAGAACCAGCUCACAGGGCCACUUCCAUCAGAUAUAAUAUCAUGGAAGUCCCUGGAAAAUCUAAAUCUGAGUCAUAACCAAAUCUCUGGACAAAUCCCAGAUUCAAUUGCUCUAUUACCUGUCCUUAGCCAACUUGACUUGUCAAAAAAUCAAUUCUCUGGCCAGGUUCCUUCUAUACUUCCUAGACUCACCAAUCUAAAUUUAUCCUCUAACCAUUUGUCAGGGAAAAUUCCAAGUGAAUUUGAGAAUCCUGUGUUUUCCACCAGCUUUUUGGAUAAUUCUGGCCUCUGUGCUGAUACCUCAGCAUUCAACAUUACGUUGUGCAAUGUUGGCUUUGAAAGGCCAACCAAAGGUUCAUCUUGGUCUCUUGCUUUGAUUAUAAGCCUGGUGGUAGUAACCUUCUUACUAGCCUUAUUGAUAUCACUCUUGAUUAUCAAACUUUACAGAAAAGGGAAGACAAGAUUGGAUAACUCAUGGAAGCUUAUUUCAUUUCAAAGGGUGAGUUUCAAUGAAUCAAACAUAGUAUCAUCAAUGACAGAAAAUAAUGUUAUUGGCAGUGGUGGAUUUGGUACAGUAUAUCGUGUUACCGUUGAUGGUUUAGGCUAUGUUGCUGUGAAAAAGAUCUCCAAUAACAGAAAGUUAGACCAAAAGCUAGAGAGCUCAUUUCGUGCAGAAGUGAAAAUAUUGAGCAACAUUCGGCAUAAGAACAUUGUGAAAUUGAUAUGCUGUAUAUUUAAUGAGGAUUCUAUGCUUCUUGUCUAUGAGUAUUUGGAAAACUGUAGCCUGGAUAGGUGGUUGCACAAAAAGGGGAAGCCAUCAUCUGUGUCAGGUUCAGUCCAUCAUUUUGUGCUUGAGUGGCCAAAGAGAUUGCAAAUAGCCAUUGGGAUAGCCCAAGGUUUGUGCUACAUGCACUACGAUUGCUCACCACCAAUUGUUCAUCGAGAUAUAAAAACAAGCAACAUCCUUUUGGAUUCUCAAUUUAAUGCAAAAGUUGCUGAUUUUGGUCUGGCUAGGAUGUUAAUCAAGCCAGGGGAACUUGCCACCAUGUCAUCUGUGAUUGGCUCAUUUGGCUACAUGGCUCCAGAAUAUGUUCAAACAAAGAGAGUAAGUGAAAAGAUUGAUGUCUUUAGCUUUGGCGUUGUACUAUUGGAAUUGACAACUGGCAAAGAGGCUAAUUAUGGUGAUGAGCACUCAUCUCUUGCAGAGUGGGCGUGGCGUCACCACCAGUUAGGAAGCAAUAUAAAAGAGCUACUAGACAAUGAUUUCGUAGAACCUAUGUACAUAAAUGAAAUGUGCAGCAUUUUCAAACUUGGGCUCAUUUGUACUUCAACUCUUGCUGCUAAUAGGCCUUCCAUGAAGGAGGUCUUACACAUAUUGCUCAACUGUGGAGAAGGAUUUGUGUUUGGAAAGGAAAAUGUUAGGGAAUAUGAUGGUAUCCCCCUUCUUAAGAAUUCAAAAUGGGAGAGAAAGUUGCAUGUUGUUGAUAAUGAUAGUGACUAAUGAACUUUAUAUUAGAAGUAAUUAGUCUUUUUUUCUUAUAGAUUACAUAUAUCUAUUAGAUAAAACAAUUUUGUUUGAGCUGAGUUGAACUUGAUUUAGGAUUGUAAGUCACUAUGAAUGAAUUUGAUUUUGGC
Abrus precatorius (Indian licorice) is the source of this 3271-nucleotide messenger RNA. Its product is annotated as receptor-like protein kinase HSL1. Gene Ontology annotation, cellular component: plasma membrane. The record is from RefSeq and is a predicted model, not a curated record. Gene Ontology annotation, biological process: hormone-mediated signaling pathway; protein phosphorylation. The transcript has 2 exons. Bases 99 to 3137 code for a protein of 1012 amino acids. Lineage: Eukaryota; Viridiplantae; Streptophyta; Magnoliopsida; Fabales; Fabaceae. Gene Ontology annotation, molecular function: ATP binding; protein kinase activity; protein binding.